AUGACUCGCCACGACACUGCUCAGCCAUCGUCCUCGUCGAUACCGCCCAAAUCCCACACCGAUCGCGCCGUCACUGCGACCACCGCCAACACAAAUGCAUCCCAGUCGCAGCCAACGCCUUCGACGCCCCCCACCGCCUCUGCCGACCUUCCGACGCCGCCGACCUCUCACACCGAAUUCCGUCCUCCCCCAAAUCCGAUCGCAUCCUCCUCCAGGAUCAACACGGAUGAUCAGCACUCAGACGCCAGUCCCACAACCACCGUAUCGGACAACAUGGGGCCUCGCAGAGCCGCCGCUCGUCUAAGUGGCGGCAGCACUUCCUUUGAUCGCAAUGCCGCCGACGACUCGUUCUCUUCGUCGCACCGCAGAGCCAGCAGACGCUCCAGCAUCGACCGCAACGACGAACGCACCAUGGCAGCAGAACGCCCCAUCGAUCGCACCUCGUACCGCUCCCGCGCGGCACAUUCCCCCUCGCGAUCCCCUGCGCGCUCUCCUACACCAUCCCCCAUCCUUGGUCCAGCCUAUGCACUCGACGACCACAUCGACGACCACGAAGUCCUCAAACUCGGUCACCUCUCCUUCCCCAUGCUCGGCGUUGGCGUCGGCCCCACAAAGCAAGAGAUCGAGAUGCUCGUCUACGGCUCCUUCUCCACCAGCACCGAUUCCGCAGAUCUACCCUCGCCCGCCGACGAGUCAGGCAGCCUCGAGUCCAUCUUGGGCUCCUUGGCAAACAUGGGCUUGGACCAUCCCACCGACACCUCUGCCAGCGAAAGAGAGCGCGAGCUCGCCGGCAUGGUCAAAAUGCUCGCCUCUCGAUGCACCACCCUCACAGAAUCGCGCGACCGAGCACAGUCUCAAUUGAGGUCCACUCGCCUCACCGCUCUGUCCGUCAUCUCUUCCAUGAAGCAGGCACACGCCCACGCCCUUGCUGCGCAUCGCAACGUCACCGAUCGACUCGAGGCAGAGCUCGACGGAUGGAAGGCUCAAGCAAAGAUGCUCAGCGCGCUGCUCAAUCGCGCACAGGCUAAAGGCUUCGACGAGAGACGCUCCAACUCCACCUCGGCUCCCGUCGUUACCUUUGCUGACAGGGCCAAGGCUGCAGCUGCUUCGGGCCCUUCGCCCACUAACAACCGCAUCUCCUCGUUCAAGGCCGACCCCGCCGGCACCAAUGGCGACACCAACCAACGACUUCUUAGUAGUCCAAGCUUCCUUUCUUCCGCCCAGGACAACAAAGCACUUGCAUCGCCUGGUACUACAGGCCUUGGCAUCUCUAGCUCUGGGCUGGUCGAGCUCGAUGCCGACCUCUCGCCAACUGCCUCGCUGAUCCGUGAGCGCAACAAGCUCAUCACGGAUAAGAAGCAUCUCAAGGCUCGCGUCAGGGAUGCAGAGGCCCAGGUCUUCAAGUUAGAGAGCGAGCUCAAAGCUCUCCGUCCUUACCUCGUAUCUGGCGGCAUCAAGGCAACUGACCUUCCUGCACCGGUUGCCGACGCCGAUGCUCUCGGCAGCCACACCCCAGGCAACCUUAGCCAGCCCGGCACUGCGCCCACCACCCCAAGCCGAUCCGGCAGCCGCAGAGACAAGAGCCGAAAGAAGCGCAAUGUCACCAUGGGCGACGCAGAGACAGAGCACCUCAUGCUAGCCGCCCGCCGACUGCGUGAGCUGCGCAAGGAGCAGCAAGCAGCUUCCGACCUCACCGCUUCUGGCUCCUCGGCCGACUCGAGCUCUUUCCCACCCACGCAAGAGAGUGCCAAGCAACCGUCAAAUGUCGUGUCGGGCAAUCAGGCCCUCGCGCCUGCUGCCGAGCUCCAAGCCAAUGCCGUCUCGCAUUCUUCGCCUGUCAAGCGGCAGGCUAGCGAGGAGCCGAUAUCUGCAGACAGAGAUGGACCACGUGCAUCCGGUCCACGUACGCCGCCUUCUGGAUCAGCGGAACGGCCACCCAAGACGCCCAAGUCCAUGGCCAGCAUUUCCAACACCCCGCGCACCGGUGUUCGAGCUCGAGAGCUCGACGAGCUUGCUCGCGGCGAUGAUCGUCGCGACAGCUGGUCGGAUCGUCACCGCAGGGUUGACUCUGCAUCCUCCUUCACGGGCAUCGACGAGCUCCUUCAAGCUGCAGAGACGCUCAAUCCGGGCGCUGCGGCACCUUCGCCCAACAUGCGCUCAGGCAGACCUGCUCCGCAUUUCCCUCUUCCAGGCGGGGAUCCGACUUACUACGCGAGAGAGCCUCCUCAUCGUGGCGCAAUGGGCUACCCUCCGCCGCUCUCGGUCGCCACGCAACGCGGUCCAGAGUACGAUCCGUACGGCGGCUACGGUGCUGCACCCUAUCCGAUCCAGUCGAGUCCGCUUCGAAUGGCCCACGAAAGCCCCAAGCGCCGACGAGUUUCGUCCGCUGCCUUUGACUUUGAGCCCUACGGCUCCCCGUUCCUCGGCGAGCGCCAGCCUCGUGUUCGUACACAGACCGAGGGAGCCGAUCCGUUCCUUCAAGGCCGACCGUACCACGAUUAUGCUCCGAGCGGACCACCCAGCGCCGGUGGAAGCCAGACCUUGAGUGCACUCGACCUUCUGGCGGACCAGGCCACGGCCAGCCAGAAUCCAUCGCAAGGAAGCGACAGGUCCGGCGAGUACGAGGGUGUCAGUCCCAUCGGCAGCCUCAGCAGCGAGGACGAGAUGGUCAUGGAUAGCGAAUCCAGAAGGAAGUCUGGUUCGCGUCUGGCAUCCUCUCGAGCGCACGACGGUUCCCGCAGCUCGAAGGCCAACGGCUCGCAGACUUCGUCUCGCAACGGUGAGAGCAAGAGCUUUGGCGGCAAUCAGAAUCCGGAAAAGAGGCUGCCAUACGUUCGAUGGACCUCGGAGGAGGACACCAAGCUGCGUGCUGCCAUCAAGGAGCACGGCCAACGAUGGGAGCUCAUCUCACGCGCCGUGGGGACGCGCUCGUACCAUCAGUGUCGACAGCGGUACCUGCUGAUGCGACGCAAGGAAGCGGCUGCCAAAGCGAACGGCGAUGACAACGACGGUGGUCAGGGUCUCUCGGCGUCCGCCUCGGAUCAGCAGUCGCAGGAGUCCGACUAUGGUCAGGAUCCGGUACCUGCCAGCUCGAGCAGUCGCAGGAAGAGUGGCUCACACGCGCGCCGCGCAUCUCGCGGGGGAGGCGAGUACAAUGACAACGGCCCAACCUCGACUCCUCUCCACAAGCUGUCGAUCGGCGCGCCGGCUCCUCCCGGCAGUGUCUACGGUCAGUUCUCUCCGACCCAGCGACAAGAAGCGCUUGCACCGCCUUCGUCGCAGACGCCCACGCACAGCAGGAUGAUGUCGCAUCCGCAUGCCGCAGGUCCGUUGUCACCGUCGAUGCAGCCGACGUCACCUUACUCGUCGCAGACGCCAUCUGCUGUGAGGCGAGGACCGUAUCCACCGCCUUCGCCGCUCUCGAUGUCAUCGAGGCAGCUGCCGCCGUUGCAACCGCCUCCCGGUGCCUACAUGUCGCAAGGUCCACCCUCUAGCCCGCUGUCGUCCGGUGGACAUCGCCGGCAGUUCUCGGGCGAUACGAGACCACCACAGGGAGGCAGUGCACAGCAGGAACCUACAACGCCUACCUCCGGGGCGAGAAGGAUGGGAGCUGCUCUCUACAGUUGA
This is a messenger RNA of Pseudozyma hubeiensis SY62, 3627 nucleotides long. RefSeq lists its product as hypothetical. The record is from RefSeq and is a predicted model, not a curated record. Gene Ontology annotation, cellular component: nucleus. Gene Ontology annotation, biological process: regulation of DNA-templated transcription. Bases 1 to 3627 code for a protein of 1208 amino acids. Lineage: Eukaryota; Fungi; Basidiomycota; Ustilaginomycetes; Ustilaginales; Ustilaginaceae. The transcript has a single exon. Gene Ontology annotation, molecular function: DNA-binding transcription factor activity; transcription cis-regulatory region binding.